Messenger RNA from Paramecium tetraurelia, 995 nucleotides. RefSeq lists its product as uncharacterized. The record is from RefSeq and is a predicted model, not a curated record. Gene Ontology annotation, cellular component: Golgi apparatus; endoplasmic reticulum; plasma membrane. NCBI's taxonomy places the organism in Eukaryota, Ciliophora, Oligohymenophorea, Peniculida, Parameciidae. The transcript is spliced from 3 exons.
AUGGACUCAUAGUAACAAUAAGAUUAAAAAUAACCUUCAAGCAUUGGACAAGCAAUUAAAUAAUAGGUCUUGAAGGCUUGGCAACCCGUUCCUACACUUAACUCCACCAUUAUUUUGUUUGGCAUAUUGAGUGUUUAUUUUCUAAGCAUGGGUAUUGUACUUAAUGUGUAUUCUGGGAAAAUUAACCAAUAAAGUUUCAGAUAUGAUGCCUUUUGUUAAGGAUAUCCCAUAUGCGAUUUUACAAUAGCUCUGGACACCAAUUACACAGCUCCAGUCUAUAUAUAUUAUUAGUUGGAUAACUUCUAUUAGAAUCAAAGAAGGUAAUACAUCACAUCAAAAUCAGUAGAAUAGUUGUCUGGAACAAAGGGAUUGGGAGUAGAUGAUUUAAGUUCAUGUUAUCCCGUCAUCACUAAUGCUUAAAUGAAUAAGACUGUAGCAAUAGAUGGCACACCUUUAACACCAACAGCUCCAGCAAUUCCAUGUGGUUUGAUUGCUCAAAGUUUAUUUAAUGAUACAUUUGAUAUUUCCUACGAAUUAAACAAUGGCACUCUAAUUAAAGUUCCUGUGUCAAGCCAAGGCAUAGCUUGGCCAACUGAUCUAGAGGUUUACCAGAACACAGAUGCCAGUUAAUAGUGGUACAAUGUUACGGAUGAAAGGUUCAUUGUUUGGAUGAGAGUGGCAGCAAUGCCAAAUUUUAGAAAGCUUUGGGGAGUGAUCAACCAAGAUCUUCCAUAGGGUCGUUAUUCCAUAGUAAUUACAAAUAAUUAUGAUUCAAGUCAAUAUGGAGGCAAGAAAUAUAUAGUAUUUUCAACAACCAAUUAAUUUGGAGGUAAAAACGAAUUUUUGUCUGUUGCCUACAUAUGCGUGGGUGUAGCAUCGUCUUUAGUACAACUAUUGGAUUUUGUCUGAAGAAGUAUUUCUCAAGAGCUGUUCCGAAAAAAAUCUGAAUUAAUAUUUAAAUCCUAUCGUUGAAAAUUAAUUUAAAUAAAUUAAAA